Molecule: messenger RNA, 1389 nt
Organism: Aspergillus ibericus CBS 121593
Lineage: Eukaryota; Fungi; Ascomycota; Eurotiomycetes; Eurotiales; Aspergillaceae
Source: RefSeq, a predicted model, not a curated record
AUGGUGGUAGUAUCUUCCGGCCGGUCAACAGUCCAUUUGGUGACUCUAUAUGACGUCCUUCAUCCUCAUCAACCUGAUGGCAUCGAAGAGAUAGAUCAAUCAAUCCUCUCUACAUCUUCCAUUUCCACUACCAAGCAAACACAUACGACCAUAGGGUGUGGAGAACAGGGCUUCCCGUCCGCUCAGCCAUACUUAAGCCACACGCCGGGAGGCUGGUUGCUGAUGGUGCUCAACUUCCUGGCACCCGCCGACAUCAUCUGCUUCAGCCUAUGCAGUCGAACCCUGAAAUAUUCCACGACCGGUCUCUACCACCUCACGCCAGUGCGCGACAGGUCGCUAGCUCUGUCCGUCCUCACCCGACUAGCCCGAGACAUCCCUCAGAGGUUCUGUUGUCAUUACUGCGCCAAACUGCAUCGCAUCACCGACGUCCACCAUCCAGCCAGUGCUAGGAAUCACGACCCCCAAUGCCCAGACCUGGGAGUACUGUACCGGAAUUGUCUAUUACCUUCGCUUCGAUGGCUCGUCAUGGCCCACUGCCUGCCCAGCCUUUACGAUUUCCACCACUGGCACCUCGUCGCCGUGCUGCAGAACCACCAUGGUGGCAGCGGUAUCAACCCCAAGUCCUUGGCCUACACCGAAGUGGUUGAUUAUCCCAGGGAGCCCGCAAGGACGACUCUCUCAUCCGUGGAAGGACGGGUCUGCACACCUGGGGUUCAUCAAAUGCCAUCAUUUGUCCUGCAGAUCCAGCAGUGGAUCUUAUUCCACGAUAGAAAUAUCGUCUCGGACGGGCACCUGAAUGUACCAGAUACCGUGCUCGAGCUGCAGUGCAUCUGUCGAGAGCAGACACUGGGGACUAAAGCGAUCGUGGACGAGAUUCAAUCGGCGAUUCGGCAACAGGGUUUUGGUUCAAAGAAACCGUCCACCACAGAGUAUAUGCGGUGCUCGCCAUGUCGGGUUGAGUUUCAGAUCGCCCUCCGUGACUGUGGCAAGGACGGAACGGCUGUGGUAGUGACCAAAUGGCUCGACCUGGGGGCGGGAACUGAAACUGAUCUGGAAGAUCUGAAGUGGAAGCAGCCUACCUUUCUUGGUUUGGAGUUCAUCUACGAGCCUGCUUAUGCCAUGGCAAGCUCGGGGGAGGUUCACCGGCUGUUUCGUAAAGGCUCUGAGUGUGAUCCUACUUUGCGAAAUCAGUCAUACUUGAUUGGAAGGCGAUACCGCCGCGCCAUGGGGAGGAAGCCAACAACUAUCUUCUUCUUCUUCCUUCCCCUCUUCUCUCGAAACCUUGGUCAACUAUCAACAGUCCCAGCUGCGCGUGAGCCGGGCUAUGUUGCUCCUUCAAGAGCAGGAGAACCAGGUGUUGAAGGCGCAAUUCGGCGAGAUGACUGGUAG